ACAGCAAUUGCUGCAGAGAAUUUACAACCACGAGAUUCCUUACCACGAAUGUUGAAGAGCGCCUUCAGGGAGAAGGACCUGAGAGCAGAUGGAGAGCUGGCCCCGAGCAGAGGAGCGAACAGCCUGGUGAUGGUAUUUAGGACUCUCCUGUUGCUCAGGAAAGUGUUGCCAAGAACAAGGAGGGCAUGGAGGCCGCAUUGCUGCCUGCCUGGUCCCAGACACUGGUGACCUUCAAGGAUGUGCUUGUGGACUUCACUAGAGAGGAGUGGCAGCUGCUAGACCCAGCUCAGCAGGUCAUAUACAAAGAUGUGAUGUUGGAGAACUAUGAGAACUUGGUGUCAUUGGGGCACCAGCUUCCUAAACCAGAGGUGAUCCUGCAGUUGGAGAAAGGGGAAGAUCCCUGGCUGGUGGAGAGGGCAGUUCAAGAGUUGUGUCCAGAUUUGGAUACUAAUGUUGAAAUGAAAUCACCUGUUUCCAGUAAGAACAUUUCUCAAGAUAAAAAACCCUGUGGCAUUAAAGUAGAAGGAAUGGCAAGGAAGGAUCUCUGGUAUCUGUCAUUGGAAGACAUGUGGAAAUGUGAAGACCCAUUGGGCAAGUAUCAGGAGAAUCAAGACAGACAUUUGAGGCAAGUGGCCUUCACCCCAAAGAAAGUCUUUCCUCCAGGCAGGGUCUGUGAGAGUGGUAAGUAUGAGGGCAGCUGUCUCCUUCCUGCUCAGCUGGUGCUGAGGGAGUAUUUCCACACACGGGGCUCAGAUGAGAGAAGCAUGAAACAUGACCUGGCAUUUAGGGGGCAUCAGGGGCACUGCGUGGGUGACAGUGGAGAGUGUGGCCAGGCCUUCUGCAAAAACAUCCACCUGAUUGAGUGUGCGAGAGCUCACACAGGAGGCCAACCCUGCAAGUGCCCUGCUGGCAGCAGCCCUCUUGAUCCCGGAGCAUCCCUCCACGUGUCUCCGGGCACACACAGGGAGAAGCCCUAUGAGUGUAAGGAGUGUGGAAAGUUCUUCAGCUGGCGCUCCAAUCUUACCAGACACCAGCUCAUUCACACUGGAGAGAAACCCUUUGAAUGUAAAGAGUGUGGAAAGUCCUUCAGCCGGAGUUCCCACCUUGUUGGGCACCAGAAGACGCACACUGGCGAGGAGCCCUAUGAGUGUAAAGAGUGUGGAAAGUCCUUCAGCUGGUUCUCCCAUCUGGUCACCCACCAGAGGACACACACUGGGGACAAACUGUACACAUGCGGUCAGUGUGGAAAAUCCUUUGUCCACAGUUCCAGGCUCAUUCGGCACCAAAGGACACAUACAGGAGAGAAGCCCUACGAAUGCCCCGAAUGUGGGAAGGCCUUCCGACAGAGCACGCACCUCAUUCUGCACCAGAGAACUCAUGUCCGAGUGCGGCCCUACGAGUGUAGUGAGUGUGGGAAGUCCUACAGCCAGAGGUCCCACUUAGUGGUGCACCACCGGAUCCACACUGGCCUCAAGCCUUUCGAAUGUAAGGACUGUGGGAAGUGCUUUGGUCGCAGCUCGCACCUCUUCUCACAUCAGAGGACCCAUACUGGAGAGAAGCCUUACGAGUGUCACGACUGUGGAAAGUCCUUCAGCCAAAGCUCUGCCCUCAUCGUGCACCAGAGAAUCCACACUGGGGAGAAGCCCUACGAGUGCUGCCAGUGUGGGAAGGCCUUCAUCCGCAAGAAUGACCUUGUGAAGCACCAGAAGACCCACGCCGGAGAGGAGACCUAUAGGUGUCAGCGGUGUGGCCUUGCCCUCAGCCAGGACUCCCCCUGUGUUGUCCAUCAGGUAGGGCAUACUGGGGAGCAGUUCUUUACCUGCCAUCAGUGUGGGGCUGAGCUUGCAGGAAGCCCUGCUCUCACCUGCAUUCCAGACAAGGCGUACUAGGAAGCAAGGGCUGGUGUGGUCACUGUAGGGCAUCCUUCACCCAAAGCUUUGCAGAACACCUGGAGAGAAGCUCUGCACUUGGACAUAUGUGGAGUCAGGUAUGGUGGCCAGUCCUGUGAUCCCAGCUACUCUGGAGGCUGAGGCAGAAGGAUUGCAAGUUCAAGACCAAGCUCAGCAACAGUGCAACCCUGUCUCAGAAUAAAGAAUAACUUUAAAAAGGUUGGGGUGCAGCAGAGCAUUCCUAGAUUCCAUACCCAGUACCCCCCUAAAAAGGUCCUGGAGUAGGAAAAUCCACUAAUUUCAUUUCAGUACACAAGUCCAAUUUUCUGAAGCAUUAUUGACCAACUGAAAGUGCUAGCCUGAGGAGGAGCUGUGAGGGUGGUGGUUGGGGAUGAUCCAGCCUCAUUGCUGUCCUCAGAAGGAGAAGAGACGAGGGUACCUGUGUGGGGAGUGUCUUGCUGAGAACGAGAACAGCUGGGCUGCUGCAUCAAGCUGGCAAGACGCACUCCCUUGGCCAGGUGCUGCUCAGUGGCACUUCUGAGGUUGACGUCUUGGCUAGGCCACACUUUGGUUAGCAGCAAGGAAAAUGCCUCUCAUGUCAAACAGUAAAGAACACAUUUAUACUACUGGUGAUAACUCAUUUUUAAAUACAGUUCCACGAGGGCAAGAAUUCAGUGGAAAGAUGAGAAAGUCUUGGUAAAUGGGAAAAACUGACGUGUUAGUUUAUGGGAUUUGAGCUUUAUAGUCUAUUCAGUGUUGCUAAAAUAAUUGUUAAGACAUCUUAAAGUGCUCAGAAAGGACAUCUAGUUUCUUCAGUAUCCAGGAAGCUUGAGGACCACCUGCUGGCCAAGGUUCCUAUUGAUUCUAAAUUGUUUGGGGCCUUAGAGUUCCACUCUUUGCAAAAAGGUGCUGAAUGUUCCUAAGCAUUUUAAAAUGCAGCAGUUCUCUGCAUGUGGAGACUUAGAGGAUCGUUGGGCAUUUGGAUACUUAAGGGAGGGUCACCAUUGGAUCAGGAGCAGGAACCUGGGCAAUAUUCAGAGCACAUGUGUGCACCAGACAACCCAGCACUGCUGAAUCCUUUCCCUUUGUAGAGGAGACUUAUUGCCUGAGGGCAUGUACUCCAGCUGGAAUGCCCAGGGUGAAAUCCCACCUCUUUCCCUGACUAGCUGGUGUUCGUGGGCAUCUGCUUGGCUUCUGUCUACCUGAAGUGCAGACAGCCUCCCAGCAAGCUAGAGAUGAGGGGAGCACGUACCUUGGAUCUUCGAGGUGAGUGUUUGAGAGUGAGUGUGACAGCUUAGAAGAGGGCCUCACGUGUGCCAAAUUCUUUGUCACUAUUACCGUGAUUGUUAAUAUAUUCCCCCACUGAAUGUUACUUGUCACCUAAUUUACAUGUGCUUGUUGCUUCCUGGUUUCUCAGGUCCUGACAACCACCUGCUGACCAAGGUUCCUAUUGAUUCUAAAUUUUCUGGGGCCAUAGAGUUCCACUCACACAUGCUUUUCCCUUUUGCCUAAGUCAGAAUUUACCUGUGAAAGUUACUGACAAUUACUGGGAUUAUGGUUUAAUUCCUGAGGAUCAGUAACAGCUUUUAAUAUUGUAUGCAAAAUUGUUUUGUUGGUACAGAGGUCUUCUAGGGGGAAGACCCCAAUUUUCAGAUUCUCUGGUAAGUCCAUUACCCAAAAAAGAUUCAGGAAUAGGAUCUGCUUUAAUUUUCUGUUUCAUUCUAUAAAUGAAUCUUUGUGUGUUGUGAAAAGUGUCAAAAUCAAAGUGAAGUAGCUUGCGUCAACCCUAAUAAAAAAAUAAAGCCACGAGGUUGUGAAGGAAGAGC
Ictidomys tridecemlineatus (thirteen-lined ground squirrel) is the source of this 3715-nucleotide messenger RNA. The record is from RefSeq and is a predicted model, not a curated record. Lineage: Eukaryota; Metazoa; Chordata; Mammalia; Rodentia; Sciuridae.